UACACCCAUCAUCCACCUCACACCACUCUUCAUCCAGCCCGACACCGUUACCACACCAUCGAAGAAUAUUCCACUCGCCUCUGCCAUUAUUCACCCAUCUCUCACGCCGUCGCACCGCUCUCGCUACGUUGCCGCACCCACCGUUAGCGCAAGGGAUUAGCCGGGCUUUGUUUAUGAUCCCUAUCGAACCAACGAUCUCAUAGCGAACAACCCUACGAGUCAUCAUUCACCACACACCCAUCUCAUCAUCAUGGCAAGCCACUACUAUGCCGCACCGCACUACCUCCCGAACCCAACAUCGUUGCACAACAACCAUGGCGGCCACCACGGGCGAAGCCGGCGGGGUCCGAGAGUCAGCUCGCAGAAUGCGCAUCGGCAAUACAAGCCUCACAGGAGUCCCAAGGAGGUCCAGGAGACGACGCCAGCGUACAACGAGUAUCUGCAGCGGUUAGAGGCGGCGAGGAGUUUCGAGUUUGAUGACGACGAGCUAUUCUGCCCCUUCCACCUAUUGACCGAGGAUGAUCUACACUCCAUCCACUCCGCAUCAUCCUCCGACCGCGGCUCGCUCUCUUCCGGCUCACCCGACAACUCUCCUCUGCAGACUCAGGUGCAGCCAACACAAACCCCUUCCUUCCUUCUCUCCAGCGCACCUAAUACGUUCAACCCUGCGCCAACCUCCAACGCAGGCUACCAGCAGCACACAUCUGCCCACCAACACGGGCAGAUGAAGCUCCACCAGCCGCUAGCGCAGCGCACGCGAAACGCCAUCCCCAUCGUGGACCCGUCCACCCGGUCCAUCGCGAGCCCACCGCUCUCCGUCUCGCCAGCACGGCAGAUGCAGCAGCAGUACAUGCCGCGACGCUGGUAGACUCCGCGCAUGCGACAUGUACUGCUGAUGUAACUGCUGCAGCGUUCUGCGGUCGUCGGGGCGGGCGAGGCUCUCGGAUCCACAUACAAUCAUCAGCCGCCUAAUGAGCGACAGGCGACUGCUGAUUAUCGAUACCCCCCUCUCUCGGCACUCUGAAUGAGCCCAUACUUUUGUACAAAUUAUCAUGACUUCAUUCUUCGACAUGGCCUUCGCGCACCUUGGAUGACCGGCGUUGCAGCACAGCAUUACGAAAGCGGAUACAAUCAAGCGAUACACAAAACGGCAUAACGGCAUGGUUCUUCUCUCUUACGGUUUGACUACUACUACUACUACUACUACUACUACUACUACUACUACUACUAUCGCUUCUUGUAUGGUGUCGGUCUGGAGUUUGGUCAUUGUUCCGGCCGGGG
Messenger RNA from Baudoinia panamericana UAMH 10762, 1281 nucleotides. RefSeq lists its product as uncharacterized. The coding region runs from base 251 to 868 and encodes 205 amino acids. The record is from RefSeq and is a predicted model, not a curated record. NCBI's taxonomy places the organism in Eukaryota, Fungi, Ascomycota, Dothideomycetes, Mycosphaerellales, Teratosphaeriaceae. The transcript is spliced from 2 exons.